AUGCAUAAUGCUGCAACAUGUGUUUAUACUGACUCACAGGGUCGAGAUAAAGCGGCAGAAAUUCAAUAUUUCCCUGAAGUUGUUAAAGAUGGCCUUACGAACCAGCUCAAUAACCCAGAGGUGGAAGUGGACAUCACUAGACCAGACACCUUUAUCAGACAGCAGAUCAUGACCCUGCGAGUGAUGACCAACAAGCUGCGAAACGCCUACAAUGGCAAAGACGUCUACUUCCAAGACUCCAGUGAUGAGGAGAGCGGCUCAGGCAGCGGUAGCGGCUUCACGACUGAGCCUGAAGUGGUCCACACGGAGCCCCCGAUGCUGGAAGCAGACAAAAGCGACCCGCAACCACCAACAGACGUGGCGGCCCAUCAGCAAAGGCCUUUGUUGCAGUUACUAGUGGCAGUAACGGCCCUCACAUGGCUGCUGCUGUGGUUGAGAUAAUGGCAGUAGGCGGCACGCAGCCACAGGACGUUUAAGACAGACGCAGCAUCGCUUGCGCUGUUAGCCUUUCCAUAACUGGACUGGACAUUUUCCAAAAAAAAAAAAAAUGGUAAUAAAAAAUAUCAAGAAAUAACCCAUGAAAACGGAGAGCAAGCUAACUAGCUAGGCAUGAGGAGAAGGACAAGCGAGCGCAAACCUUUGCAUCCUGCUUGUUCCAAAGAAUGCUUGGUGCAAUCAGAAGCAGCUUCUCUUUUGGCCAACUGCUCUUAUUUCUAAAUGAAUUUAAGAGAAAAACUAACUUUUCGGAUGAAAAGUGGUCGCCAUGCAAUGGGAUCGCUUUGCGUUUUCGGAAGAGAAUGGGGAAAUAUGAAAAUCUAUAUUUUUGCUUUCCUUUUAUACUGCAUAAAUGAGACGCCAAAAUACGCUCUGGUGUUUUUUUUUGUUGUUGUUGUUGUUUUUGUUUGUUUGUUUUUUCUUAAAGUUUCACCCCUCCCGAAUCAUUGUGCGAUAAAAAAAACAGA
Sinocyclocheilus grahami is the source of this 962-nucleotide messenger RNA. Its product is annotated as glypican-6-like. Gene Ontology annotation, cellular component: extracellular region; synapse; plasma membrane. The transcript has 3 exons. The record is from RefSeq and is a predicted model, not a curated record. The coding region runs from base 1 to 441 and encodes 146 amino acids. Gene Ontology annotation, biological process: cell migration; regulation of signal transduction; regulation of protein localization to membrane. Lineage: Eukaryota; Metazoa; Chordata; Actinopteri; Cypriniformes; Cyprinidae.